UUUUGUCCAAUGUUUCUUGCCGGCCGUUCUGUGUUAUUUACAUGAACUCACAAUAAGCACAACGGAUAUUAAAUUUUUCUCAAAUUUGAUGAAGCUUUUAUUCCUGUUCAUGUUUUAUUUGCAUAGUGAAUUGUUUUCAAGCCAAUAACAGUGCUAGUGUGUGAUAUAGCGUAAGUACCGAAAAAUGGUAACCCUUGAAAGUAUAAAAGAGCAAUUCGAUGAACUGGGAAUCGAACCCUCUGAUGAGGUGGCAAACAAAUGUAUCGAAAUUUGCCUUCGAAACGAUGUUGACGAUCCGGUCGAGUUCGUUGAGCAAUGGAUGGCUUUCAGCGUUUCCAAGUUGAAUGGUGCUGAGCCUACGCUGGACAACUUGCGAGAUAUGGAAUCGCAUGAGUAUGCAAACAAGACGCGAAGGGUGGCAGCGCCUUCCGCUGUAAACCGGGUCCGUCAGAGUGCGGUUGAAUCGUCCCCGCGAGCAGGCGACCUCGGAAGAAAUGGAUCCGGCGCGGGUGGCAGCGGUGGUUUGGUGAUAUACAAUAACGCUGAGAUGGAUUCGAUCGAGAAUGAUGUGCUCGGGUCGUACGGGUGUAUUACGCCGAAGGCCAAAAAACCCGUUUCACGUCUUCACGCUCAAACUCCCGAUCGGAACAAGGCUCAGUUCUCCCCGGCCAGCUAUUCGCCCAUUUCAUCGUCAAAAAAAUCCGACCCGAAUGGACCGAACAACUCCGGCAACGUUGUGUACACAUUCGGACAUCCCCAGCUGCUUAAACAGACGACUUGGGCAACGACACCAGCGGACAACCGGCGGCCGCCGCUUUCGAUCGAAGUACGGCUGUACAAGGGCGGUCAGCUGACGGCAGAACCGAACCACAGCAGUGUAACCAAUGGGCCCAGCUAUAUGAGCGAUGAGUGCAAGUAUAUGUACGAUGCGAACUACGAUCGGGUGCUGAUUCUCGGCGAUCGGAUCUAUGAAGGUGGUAAGCAGAUUUGUAAGCGAUUAACCGUAGAGCGGAAUCUGGAUUCGCAGGAAAGUCGAACGGCUGAUGAUGAGGGCAUACCGAAGGAUGAUCGCGAAGUUAGUACGAUCGAGGAAGUUUCGAUUCAUCAUGUCGAUUUUCCAAGUACGGAUGUGAUAAGCGUGAUGGGUAGGAUUGUGGUGCAUCCGGAAAGAAAAGACGAGCGACACGCUAUCGUUGAUUAUGAUGAGAUGACGCUUCGGUAUACACAGUUAGAUUUUAGUAAGAUGAAAAGCUGGUCUGUUUUCCCCGGAGAAACGGUCGUGCUUGAAGGAGUCAAUCCACGAGGAACUGCUUUCGAGGUUCGAAAAAUCCACUACCAACGCAGUCUAGAACUGCCGGAAGCCCCAAUGCAGCUUGGGAGAGAGCUUAAUAUCGUGGUUGCUUCUGCUCCCUUCACCGACAAGGAAGACCUGUUGUACGAAAAACUGUCCGAUCUGCUGGCUUACUGUAGCAACAACAGUCCCGAUGUACUGAUCCUUACGGGGCCAUUCGGAAACAGCGAUAGUCAAUUGUUUUGCACAAUUGCUGAACCCUUCGAGGUGUAUUUCGAGAAAAUCAUAACUAACAUUAUGAGUUCGAUCUCUGCCAAUACCGAAGUACUGAUGGUGGCCAACCACGACGAUAUCAUGUCGAUGUUCGUCUAUCCUUCGUUCCCGUACAAAAUCAAUAAAUACUUCAAGAACCUUCACUUCCUACCGGAUCCCUGCGUCGUUUCUAUUAAUGGCAUGGAAAUAGGCAUCACUACAGUGGACAUCAUCAAGCAUUUGACCGAUGCGGAAGAAAGCGGAAAUCCCAUUGGGGAUCGGAUAAAGCGCGCAUUCAACUACGUGUUUCAUCAUCGAACGUUUUACCCGUUGAAUCCUCCACCAGAGCACGUCCCGCUGGAUGUGGAUCUGUUGAAUGAGUUUGGUAACCUGCCCCGAGUACCGAAUAUGAUGAUUUGCCCGGGCGAUCUGAAAUGUUUCGUGAGGGACGUCAACCGGUGCGUGUGCAUCAACCCUGGACAUCUAGUGGAUUACGAGAGUGGCGAGGGCACGUUUGCACGUGUGGUCGUUCAUCCGCCGGAUGGUACAGCGGCUGUGCCAUUUAACUAUUUAGCUUGUCAAGUGGUUAAAUCAUAAGAUCGUUAGUUUCAUCAGCGGUAUGUUGAAAUUGUUAUGGUAUGGAAUAAAAGAUUUUCCUGGCA
Topomyia yanbarensis is the source of this 2205-nucleotide messenger RNA. It is a transcript of the gene DNApol-alpha73, whose product is annotated as DNA polymerase alpha subunit B. NCBI's taxonomy places the organism in Eukaryota, Metazoa, Arthropoda, Insecta, Diptera, Culicidae. The coding region runs from base 185 to 2140 and encodes 651 amino acids. Gene Ontology annotation, cellular component: alpha DNA polymerase:primase complex. The record is from RefSeq and is a predicted model, not a curated record. Gene Ontology annotation, molecular function: DNA binding. The transcript has 5 exons. Gene Ontology annotation, biological process: DNA replication; DNA replication initiation.